This is a messenger RNA of Falco peregrinus (peregrine falcon), 5642 nucleotides long. RefSeq names its product fibrous sheath interacting protein 1 (gene FSIP1). The coding region runs from base 233 to 2182 and encodes 649 amino acids. Lineage: Eukaryota; Metazoa; Chordata; Aves; Falconiformes; Falconidae. The record is from RefSeq and is a predicted model, not a curated record. The transcript has 12 exons.
ACGGGGCGGCCACGGGGGUGCCGGGCCCUGCCGGGGGUACCGGCCACACGCCCUCCCGAGCGGGGAGGGGCGCCGCCCGCACUCCCGCCACGUGGGGCUGUGGGAGCUGCGGCUCUGCCGGACAGCAGCCCCGUCGGGGCAGCGCUCGGGGUUCCUCCUGCGGGCACGGGAAAGGGCGGGCUGCCCGGCUGCCGGUUGAAACCUCUUGUGAGAUUAUUGUUCGUGUGUCAUAAUGGAUGUUACAAGGGUGAGCUUGGAUAAAAUUUCAAGGAGGCCUGCAUGUAGCUCAAGAGCCUGUCCUAUCUGUAGAUCUUUACAUACAUCCCUGGAAUUAUUAACACCAGAGCCAUGUGUGCCAAAGGUUGAUUCACCUGUCACUUUGGCUGCUAGUCAUCAAAGAGGCAGUCUAGAAGACUGCUGUCCAGAAGAAAACAAAGGUGAUGACAGAGAGAAAUCUGAUGUCAGGAAAGUAAGAACAGAUCAGCAAACCAUAGUGGAGAGUACAACCGUCUUUCUUCACAUGUGUAUUCUGAAACCCAAUGAGUUAUCAGGAUGUAUCUUUGAUUUGGAUUCUGGAGAUGAUAGCAUGGGAACACAGACUUUGGAAUUCUGUGAACCUUCCCAAGGAAAACUAAGUAGUGCAAAAGCAGCAAACUCUUCCAACCUGGAAUAUUCUGAAGAAACAGAUGUAGAUCCUCAGAUUCAAGCAUCCAGGAAGAAAAUGAAUGAACUUGACAAAAUACUGGCAAAAAUACAUCUUAAAGAGAGAGCAAUUAAAAACAAAGGCAAAGAAAUGAGGGCAAAGCUCUGGGAAGAACUUCAGUCUAUCAGAACCACUGGAAGCCAGAUGGAGGUAGAAAACACAAAACUUUUUUUAGCUUUGAACUCAUCAUGGCAGGAUACAGCUAAUCCCUCCCAUGCUAAUGAAGAUGAAAUAUGUACUUCAGUAUUUCACACAGAAAUUAAUCCAGAAGAUUAUGAUUGCCAUGAAACCCACCAUAAUCAUGAUUACCCAAGUGAAUUAGAAAGAAAUGAAUUUCUUAAUCAAGCAGAAAACAUGCAUAGCAAAAAUAAAGGCAAUCAGGAUUUCAUUAAAAAGAACGUUGAGCUAGCAAAAGAUCCAGGAAACCAGGUUGUUAUGCUUGAGAGAGAAAGGAAAAGGCUAGUUGAACUAUUGAAGGAUACAGAAGAUGGAAUUGAAUUUCAAGGUCUUGAGGAGGAUUUGUCUGGCUGGCUAGCACCAGGAGAAGGGUAUACACCUGAACUGAUGGAUUUUCACCUAAAUGAGAUAGACAUAAAGCUUCAAGUACUGCUAUCGGAUGGGGAUUUUUCUGCAAUUUCCAGCUCUUGCUCAAAACCUUCAAGCCAGAUAUAUCAGGAGCCUCUGGUUUAUGCAAACAGAAGCUUAGAAGCAGUUCCAGGUGAAAAGGUUCUGCGAGACAAUAAGGAACAACGGGAUCAACAAAAUCGUCUGAAAGAAAUAGAUCAUCAGCUGAAAUCCCUAGAGAGAAAUCUUACUGAAGAACAAACGGGCCUCUCUGAAGAGCAGCUUAAGACCCUUCUGGAAGAAUGUAUGCAGCCUCAGAGAACAAUAAGCAACGUUACCAUGCCAAAGUCUCAGGAAUCUCUUUCUUUUGGAUUAAGUCCCCCUUGUUACACAAGUCAAGACUCCACUCUUCACUCCACAUCUACUCUUUCCAAAAUGUUAGUUGAAGACCAUAUUGUAGGGAUGUUAAUGGCUCAGGAAAAGGCUGGACUUGGAGACAAAAGCUUAUGUGUUAAUGCAGAGAGUGAAAUCCCUGGCUACUAUAUCAGCAAAGCACUGGCUGAUAGUCACUUAUCAAAGGAUUCACUGGCCCAAACAGAGGAACCUGAUGACCUAGAAGGUUUACAGAAGAUGGGUGAUAAGAGUGUUACUGAAGGUUACUUUAUGUCAAGAGCACUCAACACAAAAAGGUUGAAGAAACCUUCUUUCUUGGGUGAACCAUUAUAUUGCAUCAGCAUGAACAAUGAGCCAUCCACGGAGGCUGACAUUCUCAGCAUACCACUGCAAACCAAAGGAGGUGAGACUCUUAACAACCCUUUAGAAAAGGCUUUUGAUUAUGAUGAAAAAAAGCAAGCAGGUUCUCACCAAAGGUAUGCACCAAUACACACUGGUUGUUAUGGUGAGGCAAGGAUGUAAUUUUAUAAAACAUAAAACUGGCCCAAAAAUAAUACACACAAAAUAACAGAAUGUUUAUUAAAAUUCUUGCCCUGACAUAGCUGACUAUAAGACUAGGACUCUUAUGAAAUAUAAUAUUGAUGUUGAUUAAUUCUGUCAACCGGAAAACAGUGUUGACAACACAUACGGAUUACCUUUUUGGUAGUCGAAAGUCAUGUUCACUGUUAUGUGGAGAGCAAAUAUUCUCCCAGUAGUUGGUGUAAUGAUGCACACAAACAUCCAAGUGUUUCUUGAAUUUUUUUAAUAAGGUAGACUUGGUAAUAUAGAAACAAACAUGACCUACCUACAUUAAAAAUAAUGAAUUUCUUUCAGGGAGUUCAAAUUUACACAUAGAAGAUACCAAAAUGAAUAAAUACUGCAUAGUUUCUUUAAGUUACUUUUAGUUCAAUGAAAGAAAGAAUAGACUUUAACCAACAAAAGAUUAAAUUUACUCUGUCUGGUACUAUAAAAAUAUUUUGGAAGUGUCUCUAGUUUUUAUGUCCUUUACUUAAGUGCAAUUUUUAAUAGUGAUUUUUUAAAUUCUAUAGUGAUACUGUAAUCUAAAUCUACAUUUAUAUUUUCAGCAUAAGAUCACUUCUCUUUCUAGAAAGCAACUGUUCAUAUAAGCCAGAUUUUAGGCAGGUACAUUGACAUCUUCCAUUUGUUUCAUAAAAUUUCUGACAGUAUGAAGUUUGUGAUUAAAGUGCUAUAGUUUAAUUGUAUUAAAAAUCAAUAAAUUUUGCUAGGUUUGUCAAGGUAGACCUUUGUUGUACUGGUAAUCUAUUCUGAAUUUGGAGAAACGCUUGUUCACAUUCAUUGGUAAUUUAAAAGAACAUCCUAAUACCUCUUUACCACGUUGUAAUUUCUUAAUUAUGAUUACAAAUGCUUUUUUGAUUGUUCACACUUAACCUUUCUACAGUGAAGGCAAUGUUAAUAUUUUUUUCAGAGUGAUUCCACCUAACCAAAAACAAGAAGGCCUGUUAUUGCUCUUUUUACACUGCUAGACAAACUUGGUAUCCAGACUCACCUGCCAUAUUUGCCCAUUAUGAGAUUUAGGCCAUAGUUGCAAUAGGAAGAAAAUAAGAAUACGAUACCUCUAGAGAAGGUUGCGUUUGGGUUUUUUUUUUGGUAAGUUAGUUUUCAUCUAACUCCACACGGCAGCUUUGUACUUCAUGAAGACACAAGCAUCAGGAGAGUGGAGCAAGGGAAGCAAGAAUUGGUCUGUCCUAGAGGAGGGUAAGGUGGCAGUGGUGGUAACGAGCAGCACAGAGAAUGAGCUGUGCUGGGGCGACCUGAUCUUAUGCAGGAGUAACAUGACAACGUACUGCAGCAAUCAACAGUGAGAAAAACUCAGGUUUAACUUGCUGCCUUCACAUGAAUUAAAGUUUUCCUUUAGUCUGAAGAGAUGUAGUACAGUCAGAGUCAAGUGUGACUGAGCCCCAGCUACCAUCUCUCUUUCUUAGUGUAUUUUAAGAUGUGAUGUGUUAAAUUGAGGAGAACACCAUGCACUGUAGCCACUAUGCAGUGAAGUGAGCAGGUAACUGUUUAUACCUGUUGGGGUAGACAUAGUCACUAUGAGGUAAUUUUAUUGCACAAGAGAGAAAGGAGAUUUCAGCUAUUAAGUAAAUUUCUGUAUAGGACAUCUCAUGGUAAAAGUCUUUAAAGUGAAUGCGUUAAUGUUUGUUGCAUAAUAAUCUUUGAGCCAUCAUCAUGCAUUGUGUCAUAGCAAUGCAAUAGGGUGUUUUGAUACUCUGUAUUCACUAGUGGCUGAGUAAUGUUCAAGCAUAUAGACCUCAGAUCUGUAUGGCUGAUAAACAUCUUGGGUUCAUUUUGCUUACCUUUUUUUUAUUUUAUCUGGGUGGUGGUGGGGAAGUGUUCUGAAUUUUCAGUCUUUACAUCCUUUUCACUAAAAACCUGAAAAGAAACCAAGGAUAUAAUUACAGGUAUGUAGCCUCAUCAGGCUUUGGGUCUUUGCAUCAGUGUCUGAUUUUUAAAAUGGUGUAAACAGGUAAUCUUUAGGCACAGAAAAAGUAAGUGGAAAAUAAAACCCACUUCAGAGGUUUGUAAUUGUUUUUACAUUAGUGCUAAAUAUUUUGCAGUUAUCCAUAAACUUGCUUAAAUUAAUUAUAGUCAGAUUUAUUGUAUUCCAUUAAUAACUCUCAUGCUAAAACAUACAUCCAAUAUUGGCAUUUAAUUAGAUAGCAGUCCAUUCUUAUUAUUUUUGUCAAUAUAUUGCUCAUGAGCAAGUGUACAGCGUAAAACGUAAAACCCCAAUACCUUUCCACAAAAUUGUUUCCUGCAAAGGUGACUCAGUUCUGUCUUAAGCAAUUAUUCCUGGCCAUAAGCAAAAGGUUGUGAUGUUUAUCAAAUUUAUAAAGCUGCCUAAUGUAUUCUAUAGGUAACCUUGUUGUUAGUUCAGACAUGAUUAGAUGUGCCAGUUGCAUUGAGGAAGGAGAUCCCAGUGGAGUCCAGUUUAAGGCAAACACAUCUGCAGAUGAAGGUGUGAGAAGUGUCAGGUGUUAUUUUUAUCUUUAAGAGACAUUUACAUAGUUGAACUUUGUUAUGGUCUUAAUUCUAAAGGGCAUUUAAAUAUGUAUGCACAAUCUUCUGUAAAUAGCUGGAUUUUCUGGCCUGCUACAUGUGGUUUAAGCUGUGUAGUGCUGCGUAAGCAAACAAAACUGUGAAACUGGUUUAGCAGAAUUUAGUCAUUAUGGUACUGUACUCUAUGAUACAGAUUUACUGUAAUACAUUGUAUGUAUUUUAAGGAAAGCAUAAUUAUUAACAUAACUCAUACACACACACACUCUUGUGUAUGUAUAUUUCUGAAGGAAACUCUCAUGUGCCUUCAGAUAUAAGUAAUUCCUGUUUCUUCACAGAAGCAGUAAUCUACAUCAGGGUCAUAUGCAUGUAAAUGUAAGCGAUGUUUACUGAGAUAAACAGAAGACAGACUUACCUACAUACAGAUACGAAAAGGCUGCUAUUUCUCAGUUAUAUGAACCAAUUGGUAAUUAUUUCAAGGUUUUUUUUUUUUUUUCCUCUCGUAAGUUUUAAGUAGUAGUUGUAUCACAAACUGUUGUUGCUGUUUCAUCUUGCAAAUAAGUAUUGUGCUUACAGCAGUUCACCAUACGAUUCUUGUCUUUUUUACAGAUGAUAUGAAGAUUGAAAGUUGAGGGGAGAGUGAUUAUAUACUUCUUUACACCAAUGUUUUUCUGAAAGUGUGGUUAAACCUCCAUCGGUGAUAUUAUGCUGAUGCAGUAUCAUUUCUGACAGCCUGAAGGGAAUGAAUUAUUGUCAUUGAAAACUGUUCCAUUAGCUGAUUUAUUCUUGAGAGAUAAUUAUUAUUGUCAUUAUCAUAUGUUAUUGGAGUUUGAUUUCAAAAUGAACUCUUGCAUUUCCUUAAAUGUCCUGGGAGAGUUCUAUCUAAUAAAUUAAUGUACAUACA